Haliotis rufescens (red abalone) is the source of this 2265-nucleotide messenger RNA. RefSeq names its product neuropeptide F receptor-like. Gene Ontology annotation, cellular component: membrane. Gene Ontology annotation, molecular function: neuropeptide Y receptor activity. The coding region runs from base 655 to 1914 and encodes 419 amino acids. The transcript has 2 exons. The record is from RefSeq and is a predicted model, not a curated record. Lineage: Eukaryota; Metazoa; Mollusca; Gastropoda; Lepetellida; Haliotidae. Gene Ontology annotation, biological process: G protein-coupled receptor signaling pathway.
UGUCCUUCAUGUUUUCAUGGCACUUCAAGUUGGUAGAAAGGUCACGUGGUCGUCUGUCUCCAUAUAAGCGAAGGUGCUCUCCUUUGAGCUUAUAUGAGCUUCAUCGCCAGUGCCCACUUCCUGAGCACAUUGGCAUUCUCUGCGACAGAGAGCCCGUCGAAUUCUCCCGGCGAGUACAUCUUAACACAUCUGUAAUGAAAAUGCCAUGGAUCCCACGUUCUGGUGACAGCUAUUCGUCUCCAUAGUAACCAAUUACUGUGGGUUUAUGUCACAAAUUCCCCAGCUUCGUCCGAAUUCCAUUUGACGCCGGAAUUCCGCCUGACACGUUCUUAUCAGACGUAAAUCUUACAACGGUGGCUUUAUCAGACCCAUCGGACCAGGCGAUACCACUCACCGAUGCGCCAAUCAGUUAAGACCUGCUCAACUAAAGCUCUUGGAUAUCGACUCGUCAGCGACCGACUGGCGGUUAAUGAUUAUCAAGCGUUAGACUCAGCGACCAUACACUGCAGCAUACAGAAUUGAUCCUACUCUCGAACUGUGACAACGUAGGCAGUUUGCUCCCGCAUGCGUCUAUGUGUUCGGUGUGGCUCUGAUGCCUCAUUCCGUGUGUCAAUGAAUGGCGACUUAAUUACUUCUUAGAGACGUAUCUGUACAAUGGAUGCCACCGUUGUAAGUUAUGGUGGCGAAAACAGAAGUGACUUGUGGCCAAGACAAAACAGUUCGUGGACUUUAUCCGAUUCUAAUACAGAAAUUUUAGACAUUUUACGACAGACACGUGAUGCCAAAUACUUUCACCCAGCGGUGGAGGUUGUAUUGGAAAUAGCCUAUGCUCUUCUUAUUACAUUCGGAGGCAUUGGAAACGGGCUUGUGUGUUACGUGGUGGCGAGGAACACUCACAUGAGAACACCAAGAAACAUUUUUAUCAUAAAUCUGGCUAUAUCCGACUUUACAUUAUGUAUGUUUACACAACCUUUAAACUUGGUGAAACUAGUGUACCUACAGUGGAGACUCGGAAGCUUUAUGUGCAAGUUUGUAACGAUGUUUCAAGGCACCAAUGUGUUCGUGUCCACAAUCAGUAUCACGGCCAUAGCUUUGGAUCGGUUCCAGGUGAUAGUCUACCCGACGAAGGACAGCAUGCGGAAGGUGGGUGCGGCUGUGGCCCUCAUAAGCAUCUGGCUUAUCUCCUUCCUCAUGGCAAGCCCCUUCCUCCUCUUCUCUGUCCUGAGGGAAGAACAACCCGUUCCUGACUACCCAAUAUUCUUGUACAGAUGCAUAGAGGACACGGAACUGAAGUUGGAGAAAAGAGCCUACUCGGUUGCAGGUAUGGUGGUGCAGUAUGUCAUGCCCAUCAUAAUUGUAACUAUUUCCCAUCUUAGAAUAUGUAACAAACUCAAAUACAGGAUGGUGAACCAACGUCCCCCUCCAGGGCAGCGAUCUCCGUACCUGAGGAAGAAGAAUGAACGGAACACAAGACGGAAGAGGAAGACGAACCUACUCCUUGCCAUGAUAGCGGUGGUCUUUGCUUUGAGCUGGUUGCCGCUCAAUAUCUUCAACCUGUUGAGUGAGUUCAACGAUGACAUGUUUCACGGAGACGUCAUUGACAUCAACUUGACGUAUGCGAUUUGUCACUUGUUUGUACUGUGUUCUGGGUGUCUGAAUCCCGUGCUGUAUGGUUGGCUAAAUGAAAACUUCCGGCAAGAGUUCAUGAAGGUGCUGUGUUGUUCCUGCUGUAAACGCCUCCAAAAUAAAGUCAAAGGAAGCCUGUGCUGUAAGGCUGCUCAUCAGGACCCCCAUCCCGGAGUACCUGCUAUCACUCUUACCAAAGCUUCUAACGGAGAGCCUCCAUCAAAGGUCUGUGAUGAAGACGGUCCUACCGUCACCCCAUUGUCGGAGUUCAACGUCAUGAAAUCGUGAACUGUGUGUUGAACUUGCAACUGUGAAGUCAGUUGAAAAUUACAUAGAAUUUAUUUUUAGACAGGCUGAAUACGGAACUUGGACAUGAAAAAUGUGAUCAUUUUAGAGUAUCUAAUAAGUAUUGCAUAUCAAUAUGUCUUUGCAUGUUUCACCUAAUAUGCAUUAAGCCAUGACCCCAUUGGCGAAAUUGUGGUUAAGUCUUGUGGUUAAAACGUACGCUCGUCACACAAAAGGCUAGAGCUCAAUUUUUGCACAUGGGUACAUUGUAUGAGGCCUAUUUUGUUGUUCUCCUUUCCCCUGUAAUAUUGUCAAAACCUUGCUAACUGGAGCAUAAAAGUGAUAUUAUGGUCA